Messenger RNA from Nerophis lumbriciformis (worm pipefish), 2089 nucleotides. RefSeq names its product late endosomal/lysosomal adaptor, MAPK and MTOR activator 1 (gene lamtor1). The record is from RefSeq and is a predicted model, not a curated record. Gene Ontology annotation, cellular component: late endosome membrane; lysosomal membrane; membrane raft. Lineage: Eukaryota; Metazoa; Chordata; Actinopteri; Syngnathiformes; Syngnathidae. Gene Ontology annotation, biological process: positive regulation of TOR signaling; endosomal transport; cholesterol homeostasis. Gene Ontology annotation, molecular function: molecular adaptor activity; guanyl-nucleotide exchange factor activity.
GCGCCUCAAAUACCGGAAGUGGCGCCCGUGUUGUUGUCAUGUGAUAUCUGCCGCCGACGGUGGCUACUUUUUGCCCUCAACCAGACAACUUUUAUGUUUGUCGGCGCGGAAGAAGACGGCUGCUUUUCCGUGUGAAAAGAGGGACGCCGGAGUGUCGCGGAGGCCGCCAUGGGGUGCUGUUACAGCGGCGAGGACGAGGCGGCAGAGCAGGAUCCUGAACGCAAGCCGCUGAUCACGCACCCAAACCCGGUCAGCAAACCCCCAAAUGGCACGGACUGGAUCAGUCCCACCGUGCCCUCGGCCAGGACGGACGAACAGGCCCUGCUCACCUCCAUCCUCACCAAGACGGCACAGAACAUCAUCGACGUGUCGGCGGCUGACUCAGUCAUGAUGGAGCAACAUGAAUACAUGGACAAAGCUCGACAAUACAGUACAAAACUUGUUGCAUUUAGCAGCAGCAGUCUUCAAAAGAAAGCCCUGGUUCUCCCCUCCUUCACCAGCCAGCCUCACCAAGUGCUGGCCAGUGACCUGGUGCCAUACUCGGACGUGCAACAGGUGUCCAAGAUAGCAGCGUACGCUUACAGUGCAAUCUCUCAAAUCAAAGUGGACGCUAAAGAAGAACUGGUGGUCCAGUUUGCUAUUCCUUGAUUGUUCUUCUUCCUCCUCUGGUGUGUCUUUCUUUGUCUUCUUGUGCUUGGAAGGCCACAAUCAUUCAGGUUCUUCUUCCAUAUGUAACACCCAACCAUCCAUUACCACACCCGCUUCUCCAUCCCAUUGCUUCUCCAUUCGACGCGAUUCCCACAAUGUAGGAGUGUGACUCUUUGGGCACCUAAUGAUUUAAUUCCGAUUCCUGGAGUUACGAUUCGAUUCAGGAUCGGUUCUUGAUUCAACAUAAUUCUCGAUUCAAACCAUUCUGGCAAUAUAGGUUGUGAAUUUUUGGCCAUCUUAUGAUUCGAUCAGAUUCCUGAAAUGACAAUUCCAUUCAAAAAAAGUCUCGAUUCAAACCGAUUCUUGCAAUGUAGGCGUGUGAAUCUUUAAGCAUCUAACGAUUUAAUCCCGAUUCCUGGGGUGACAAUUAGAUUCAGGAUCGAUUCUUGAAUCAAACCAAUUCCCACACUGUAGGGGUUUGACUCUUUGAGCACCGAACGAUUCAAAAUCGAUUCUCGAUUCAAAAUAAGUCUCAAUUCAAACAGAUUCUUGCAAUGUAGGGGUGUGAAUCUUUAAGCACCUAACGAUUUAAUCCCGAUUCCUGGGGUGACGAUUCCAUUCAAGAUCGAUUCUUGCAAUGCUAGGUUGUGAAUCUUUGAGCACCUAAUGAUUCGAUAAAAUUCCAGGAAUGACAAUUCGAUUCAAAACAAGUCUCGAUUCAAAACUAUUUUUGGGGUGUGCAUCUUUGGGCACCUAACAAUUUAAUUCUGAUUCCUGGGGUGACGAUUCGAUUCAACAUCGAUUCUCCAGUCAAACCGAUUCUUGCAAUGUAGGUUGUGAAUCUUUGAGCACCUAAUGAUCCGAUCGGAUUCCUGGAGUGACAAUUCAAUUCAAAACAAGUCUCGAUUCAAACCAAUUCCCACAAUGUAGGGGUGUGAAUCUUUGAGCAUCUAACAAUUUAAUUCCGAUUCCUGGGGUGACGAUUCGAUUCAAGACCGAUUCUUGCAAUGUAGGUUGUGAAUCUUUGAGCACCUAAUGAUCCGAUCGUAUUCCUGGAGUGACAAUUCAAUUCAAAACAAGUCUCGAUUCAAACAGAUUCUUGCAAUGUAGGAGUGUGAAUCUUAGGGCACCUAACGAUUUAAUCCUGAUUCCUGGGGUGACAAUUCGAUUCAGGAUCGAUUCUUGAAUCAAACCAAUUCCCACACUGUAGGGGUGUGAAUCUUUGAGCACCUAACGAUUUAAUUCCGAUUCCCAGAGUGACGAUUUGAUUCAGGAUCGAUUCUCCAAUCAAACAGACUCUUGCAAUGUAAGGUUGUGAAUCUUUGAGCACCUAAUGAUUCGAUCGAAUUCCUGGGAUGACAAUUCUGUUCAAAAUCGAUUAUCGAUUCAAAACAAGUCUCGAUUCAAACCGAUUCUUGGGGUGUGAAUCUUUGGGCACUUA